Molecule: messenger RNA, 8606 nt
Organism: Sphaerodactylus townsendi
Lineage: Eukaryota; Metazoa; Chordata; Lepidosauria; Squamata; Sphaerodactylidae
Gene: DGKI
Product: diacylglycerol kinase iota
Exons: 34
Coding region: 148-3177 (1009 amino acids)
Biological process (GO): regulation of synaptic transmission, glutamatergic; intracellular signal transduction; lipid phosphorylation
Cellular component (GO): nucleus
Molecular function (GO): protein binding; ATP-dependent diacylglycerol kinase activity
Source: RefSeq, a predicted model, not a curated record
UGGGUCGCUGAGGGGGCCCCGCUCCGGCAGCAACGGAGGCAGCCCGCCGCCUCGCCCUCUCCUCCUCCUCCCUCCCUCCCGUGCGGCCGGCCGGUGCCUCUCGCCUGCCUCCCCUUGCCGGCGGGUCGCUGUCCGUUCAGCACCGCAAUGAACCCUCCUUCGGCAGCCGGGGAAGAGAAAGGCGCCGCGGGGGGCGGCAGCCAGGCUUGCCGGGGAGCCGAAGGUGGCGGGGACCCCCGGAGUCCAGCGGCAGACCUGGAGGAGCCUGCGCUUGCCGGGCCAAAGGAAGAGUCUCUGGAAGAGAAGCUGAAGAGUUUAACCUUCAGGAAACAGGUGUCCUACAGGAAAGCAAUCUCCCGGUCUGGUCUUCAACAUUUGGCUCCCGUUCAAAAUCUCAACAAUGCCAUCUCCAAUGGGCCAACCAAGGAGCCAAGAAUGGCACUGGAAUGGAGUGAAAAUGCAGUGAAUGGCGAGCACCUCUGGCUGGACACCAACGUUUCCGGGGAUCUGUGCUAUUUAGGGGAGGAGAGUUGUCAAGUUAAAUUCUCGAAGUCAGCUGUUCGGCGAAAAUGUGCUGCAUGUAAGAUAGUAGUCCAUAAUGCCUGCAUGGAACAGUUAGAAAAGAUUAACUUCCGGUGCAAGCCAACUUUUCGAGAAGGCAGUUCUAGAUCUCCAAGAGAGAAUUUUGUUCGACAUCACUGGGUGCACAGGCGGCGGCAGGAGGGGAAGUGUAAGCAGUGUGGAAAGGGGUUUCAGCAGAAAUUCUCCUUUCACAGUAAAGAGAUUGUGGCCAUCAGCUGUUCAUGGUGCAAGCAGGCGUUUCACAAUAAGGUCACCUGCUUCAUGCUGCAGCACAUUGAGGAGCCAUGUUCUCUAGGGGCUCAUGCGGCAGUAAUCGUACCUCCCACUUGGAUCAUUAAGGUGAAGAAACCUCAGAAUUCAUUGAAAAAUUCAACCAGGAGGAAGAAAAGGACAUCUUUUAAAAGGAAAGCAAGCAAGAGAGGCAACGAGGAAAACAAAGGCCGACCAUUUGUGAUAAAACCCAUUUCUUCUCCACUCAUGAAACCCUUGCUUGUAUUUGUGAAUCCCAAAAGUGGAGGAAAUCAGGGUACUAAGGUUCUCCAGAUGUUCAUGUGGUACUUGAAUCCACGCCAGGUUUUUGACCUCUCUCAGGAAGGACCAAGAGAUGCGCUUGAAUUGUAUCGAAAAAUGCCAAAUUUGCGAAUCCUGGCCUGUGGAGGGGAUGGAACGGUGGGCUGGAUUCUUUCUAUCCUGGAUGAGUUGCAGUUGAAUCCCCAGCCUCCUGUUGCUGUGCUUCCACUUGGCACUGGGAAUGACCUUGCCCGCACUCUCAACUGGGGAGGGGGAUAUACCGAUGAGCCUGUCUCCAAAAUUCUUUGCCAUGUAGAAGAUGGAACCAUUGUCCAACUUGACCGAUGGAACCUACAGGUGGAGAGAAACCCUGAUCUACCCCAAGAUGAGCUAGAGGACGGAACCCGGAAGCUUCCUCUCAGUGUUUUCAAUAACUACUUCAGCCUUGGAUUUGAUGCCCACGUCACUCUAGAAUUCCAUGAAUCUCGAGAAGCCAAUCCAGAGAAGUUCAAUAGCCGCUUUCGUAAUAAAAUGUUUUACGCCGGGGCAGCAUUUUCAGACUUCCUUCAAAGAAGCUCUAGAGAUUUAUCCAAACAUGUGAAAGUUGUGUGUGAUGGCACAGACCUGACCCCAAAGAUUCAGGAGCUGAAGUUCCAGUGUAUAGUGUUUUUAAACAUACCCAGGUAUUGUGCUGGCACAAUGCCCUGGGGGAAUCCAGGCGAUCACAGAGAAUUUGAACCUCAGCGGCAUGACGAUGGCUACAUUGAGGUCAUUGGAUUUACCAUGGCAUCCUUGGCUGCUCUUCAGGUGGGAGGCCAUGGAGAAAGGUUGCAUCAGUGCCGGGAGGUGACAUUAUUGACGUACAAGUCCAUUCCCAUGCAAGUGGAUGGAGAGCCUUGCCGGCUGGCUCCCUCACUGAUCCGCAUCUCCUUGAGGAAUCAGGCCAAUAUGGUCCAGAAGAGCAAGAGGAGGACAUCUAUGCCUUUACUCAAUGAUAUCCCUAAAGUGCAUUCGGCUGACCUGAGGAGAGUCUCAGCUCCCCCCGACUCCUUCGCCAUUCCCCAAUCCGUUCCAGAACGCCUGAGGAUCAGAGUGAACAGAAUUAGUUUACAAGAUUAUGAGGGCCUGCAUUAUGACAAGGAAAAACUCCGGGAAGCUUCCAUUCCUCUGGGAAUUAUAGUUGUACGAGGAGACUGUGACUUGGAGACUUGCCGUAUAUAUGUGGAUCGUCUGCAAGAGGAUUUACAGUCAGUAACUUCAACACAGCGAGUUCACUACCAGGAUCAGGAAACUUCUUUCCCGCGAGUACUUUCUGUACAAAGACUUUCUCCUAGAUGGUGCUUCCUAGAUGCAACUUCUGCUGAUCGCUUUUACCGCAUCGACAGAUCUCAGGAACAUUUACAUUUCGUGACAGAAAUUUCGCAGGACGAGAUUUUUAUCCUGGACCCAGAGCUAGUAUCAACGCAGUCUGCAGGAACACCUCCAGGAAUGCCUGAUCUGGUAGUAGAGCAGGCCUCUGGAAUAUCAGAUCGGUGGAACCCUGCUGUCCGAAAACGCAUGCUGAGUGAUAGCGGUCUAGGGAAGAUGUCCCCACACUACGAGGUACCUGAAAAACAAAAGGAGGCCAGCCAGACGCACAUGCUGCAGUCUCCAGUUUCUUCAGAAGACCAAGCACUUUUACAGUCAGUAAUAGCUGGUGAUUUUCUAAAAUUCAUAGAAUGCUGUAAAAAGGGAGCUAAUCUGUUAAUCCAGGGCCCUGACCAUUGUUCCUUGCUUCACCACGCAGCCAAGACUGGUCAUGGUGAGAUUGUGAAAUAUAUCCUGGAUCAUGGUCCUUCAGAGUUACUGGAUAUGGCAGAUAGUGAAACGGGGGAGACGGCACUGCACAAGGCAGCCUGCCAGCGCCACCGUGGUAUCUGCCAGCUCUUGGUAGAAGCUGGUGCAUCAUUGAAAAACACAGAUUCCAAGGGUAAGACACCGCGAGACAGAGCCCAGCAGGCUGGGGAUCCAGAUCUAGCAUCGUACUUGGAAAGCCGACAGAAUUUCCCAGCAGUUCCCCGUGAAGACCUCGAGACAGCAGUGUGAUAUCUAUGGUUUAGUGAGGGAGAGAAAUCUUAGGAAAAUGAGGCUGCACCUGAACCGCUCGGGUGUCAUGUGAGGAAGAAACCCAUGGAAUCGACAGUGCGUCUCUCACGAAAAAUAUCUGAAGAGAUGCCAUCAGUUUCUAAGGGCUACUGAGACUUGCCACGGAACAUUCGUGAUUCCAGAUGCUAGCCUGUAGGGAUGAAGGAGGAGACUUGAAAGGUCUGUGGAAUCCAUGGGCCAAGGAAAUUUACUUGUAUUGCUCUCAGCAAGUAGCAUGAAUGUCUCCCUUGUUCCUUUGCAGAAUUUAUUUGAAGACAAAACCUAGAAAGUGCGGGGGAAGAAACAAAACAACGUGAACAUUCAUAAAACCCAGCCAAAACUUUCCCUUCUUCCUUCUCCUGGCCACGGAACUCUCAUGCUCCCUUAUGUUUGCCCGACAUUCCUGCUCCCUCACUUUUCACAGUUGCCCAUCAGUAAAGUGAUGUUUGUUUAUCUCUGCACUAAAUCUUCAUGGCUGCUCAGCAGGGGAUAGGCAAUGCUUUGAAGAAAGCUAUGGGUGCCCAUGGCAAAACUGUACUUUUUAAAUAACGAGUUUCCCCUUUAUGUUCCCUUAGAGGUUGCGUUGCCAGAAAAGUGGCGCUUGUUUUGAACAUAAUUCUUCUUCUGUCUGACUCUGAUAUGCACUAGGACUGUCACAGAAUAAAUCAUGGAGAAGGGAGGAGAUUUAUUAUGAAUUUGAAAGUGGUAAAGUUACUAUGUGAUGGUGGACCAAAGAAAAAAACUGGUCGAAGUUGAGAUAUACAAAACCUCCAUGAGGAAAGUGAGCUGGUCAAAUUCCUUUGGCUUCCAGGAAAGUUCCUCAAAUGUUCUGUCUGAGGACAAACUUCCAUAAUUCACUUUGAAAUUUUACUUUUGACAAAAUCUGGUUACAACCUCUGGAUGCGUGGAAUUCACCUGAGAAUUUCUUCUUAUAUUCAAUGUGGUGGCCACUCUAAUAUGAAUUUUUCAUUAUCUCUGUUGAUCAUGACAAGCUGGCUAUGUUUAGUCCUGCAUCUUUUCUGAAAUUAGCCAUAUUUUACUGCAGGUCAGAAUAUAAAAAAUUAAGAUGAUGGAGAUGAGAAUAAGAAUUCUCCACAGAGUUGUGUAUUUGGUUCACAAACCUGAGCCUUAGCUCUUUCCCUGUGCUUUAAUGGUCUCUUGAAGAAAUUGAAAAUUAGUUUCAAGGUUUGAUUUGCCAAAAACAAAUACUAUGUUAAAAACAUUUUUUAAAUUAAAUUUCCUUUCAUAGGACCAUGUAAACUGAUGGUUAGAAGAAAACUGUUGUUCGCAAAGAAGUGAAAAAGUUAUCCUAAUAAUUAUGAGACAAGGGACAUAUAGUUGCUGUUCUCUCACUGCUUCCUCAGAGACUAAAACUUUUGUUUGCUUACCUGUGGUAAGUCCUGGUAUUGCGUCCUUAUUUUACCCUCCUGCCUCCAGGAGGUCACCACAAUACUAACAACAACAACAAACCCAGUCAUUCACAUUUGUACGCAAAGUAUGUCAUAGUGAGGAUUUCCAUAUUUGACUCUGAAAAUAAUAUUUUCAUCUCGUGUUUGCUGGCCAACCCUGCUGAAAAAACCAUGGCCCAGAAGCUCUAUAAGUAUGUAAGAUGUUUUGUUAUUAAAGCAUCCAUGUAGUUGCAGUUACCUACGAGGUGCAGGUGAAGCUGACAACUUAACUGUAUGUCCAUGUACUAUUUGUUGGUCAAAAUGUCUUGCACUCCAUGAAGAUCUUGUACCCCAGCACUUCCCAUCCUCACAGUGACAUUCUGGGUUGUUUUGUGGACCUUGGGUUGACACUUUCAGGCAAACAUCUAUUACCCCUAGAAACUUGUAAUAAACCCCAGGUUAAUUGUGCUCCAUGGAUCUUAAGGGUGCCAAGUCCCUGAAAACAUGGCAAUCCUAGCUUCCUUCACAAAUGGCAGACAACUGUGGGAAUUACUCCGGCAGUAUACUGAAUGGGGUUAACGCCAAUGGACUUACAAGGGGGAACUCUGUUUAAGAUUCCACUAUCGGUUAGUUAACCGCUGAUUUCACAUUGGAACAACCAUGCAUCUCUACUCUUUGGUGGUAGGAUCUUUUUCAGUGGGAUUGCAAGAAAGAGUUAAUAUUAUAGAACGACCAUCCCAGUUUAGUAAGCAUAAGAAGGCUUUAUACAUUGGAUCAGAGUAUUCCAUGCGCAGUGAUAGCAAUAUAAUUAUGUAGGUUCAGGGUGGAAAUUAAUGAAAAUGAUCCAGGGGGCUACUCUAUGAUGGCUGACUCCUUAUUUCUUUGCAGUUUUGAUUUGCCAAAACUGUGUUGUGGCUGGAUCUGAGCUGGCCACUGUAUAUUAUUUAAGAUGCCUUGGGACACAAAACUCAUGUAGCCUUUUCAUUUCUUCUGUCCAGCUCAUGGCAAGUGAUACCAAUGGCAGAACAAUGGCAUUGAGCCUUGUUUGCAAAGGUCGCUUCCCCUCCACAUUCAAAGAGAGACAUAGGCACAGGGAGCUCAGUCAGAGGUAGACCUUGUUAUGACAAAGACAAAGCCCAGCAUGAAAGCUGGAGCAAAAUAAAAAAAAGGCAUUUUAUUGUGCCCAAUGCAUAUUCAAGUUGACCUAAACCUCCAAAACCAACAUCCAUGACUGGCAAACAACACAUUGACAUUAAGCAAGAUAAAACUGUUAUUUGCUCCUUAAAUAGCUUUUAUAUGACCCAUGGUACUGUCUCUUCACCAUGGAGGAAGAAUAUUAGGUUGAGCUUAUAAAUUCACAAAUGCAGUAUUACUGGCCAUAUUGUUGGAUAGCACUACAGGUGUGGCUUCAGAUUUGAGAGGAGCUCUGGACUAUGGCCUCUGGUUGUGCAAAUACACUCUUCUGGAGUGAAGUAGCGGCACGUGGCUCCUUUAUGCUGUUUACAGUCCAAACAGGAUCAGCAGGGCUUGAAGGAUUGCAAACGAGCUUUGCUGUGUCUAUCCCCAGCAAGAAAUGGGGUGCUGCCCCAGGCAAUCGCAGGUGUCCUGUGGGAAGGGUGACUGGGUGAAGAGCAAAGAGUAACUUCUUUGUUCUCUUUUGUGCUUUUCACUCAGGACUUUGGAGAUGGGCCAUACUGAGCCUUAGGGGCCCUAUCAGCUGCCCCAUCACGCACAUCUCUGCCUCACAGCACCCUGUUUUCACAGCUCUUGCUUUCUGUCUUCAGUAUUGUUCCAGUGUCUAUGUUCUGAAGGAAGGGAGAGCAAAGUUCUUUCAGACCAUACUUUCGGGCAUAUAAAGCAGCCCACAAUUGGACACAGUGCUCAUACAACCACCUAGGGUACCAGUUCUCCAUAAGAUCUGUCCAGGUGGUAUGAAAAUUUUUACCCAUUCCCGCCGCUUAAUUUUCUCAGUUCCAUUCUUUUUUCAUAUUUCCAUUAUCUUCACUAUGAUGAGAUGUUAUGGAGAAUCAGUUCUGCAGUUGCUUCUAUGUUUUUAUUUUGCUUUUGCAGUCAAAACACAAUUGACUUAUGGUGAUCGGGUAUUUAUCAGAAGAGAAAUUCAGAGGUUGUUUGCCAUUGUCCUCCUCUGCAUAUUGUCUAGGUUUGCCAGCACUGGGUUUGGAAAUACCUGAUAUUUUGGGGUUGGAGCCUGAGGAGGGAAAGGUUUGGGAAGGGACUUCAAUAGUAUAUAAUGCCAGAGAGUCCACUUUCCACGGCAGUCAUUUUCUCCAAGCCUACUGAUCUCUAUUGUCUGGAGAUCAGUUGCAAAAGCAAGAGAUCUCUAACUACAAUCUGGAGGUUGACAAUCCUAACAGUGACCCUGGUAUUCCUUAGUGAUCUCCCAUUCAAAUGCUAACUAGGGUUGCUUAGCUUCCAAGAUCUGGUGAGAUUGGGGAAGUCAGGGUUGCUUGUAUGUAAACCAUGGAAAAUUACCCUUCUACCUACUUAGCUCUUUAUCUAAUUUAUAUCCCACUUUCCCCUGAAAUACACUUUUGGGACAAACUAGAAAAUAUAGAAUUUGCAAUCUUCCCUGCACCAGGAAUACAGGCAGAGGUGGGAUCCAACCAGUUCUCACCACUUCUCUAGAAGUGGUUACUAAUUUUUUCUGAGUGCCGAGAAGGGGUUACUAAAGCAACCUCCCUGCCCAAUAGGGACUGGAGGUGCGUGUGUGUGGCGGCGCCACUAUUUGAAUCCCACCACCAUUGGAACCUGUUAGUUAAAUUUUUGGAUCCCACCACUGAAUACAGGGCUCUAAUUUUUUGUUGAAGCCACAUGGAGAGGGAAGAGACAGUUGAAUCCUUCAGUUCCUGCAUGGUUUUAUCUAUAUAUUUUUUCUAGCAGUCUUGGAAGGGGGAAAAGGGCCCCCCCAUCUUUUUCUUUCAUAGAACUGGGGGGGGGGGUUUACUACCUAAAAUCCAUGCAGGAUUGAAACCAGCUCCAUUCUCUACUUUGCUUGGAUCUGAAUCCAAGUCCCAUGACCCAGAAGUGUUGCUUUUAAAGGUCCUUGGAAAAUCUGGUCAUGGAUCUCCCAGUAUCUGGUGCUAUUUGAUCCCUAAUCAUUGAUUAUUCAUUUAACAAUGUAUACCAAUACUGCACAGACAAUAGCUUUAUGUGAACCAUGCUUAGAUCAUUGUGUGGGGGUUUCACAGGCAGGUUUCUAUUUCCAUAUAGCUGAAUCAGAUGAUUGUCCAGGCUUCCCAGUGUAGAUAUACUUCUUAUGCAUGGAGAUGGAAACUAUAUUAAGUCUGCAAUUAUUUGCAUGCCUAAGUAAGAGCUCAGGUAUGCCUAAGUCUGCAUCAUAUCCAGGGGAGAAGCAACCUGUGUGUGUGUGUGUGAUUGUCAAUACCUGGUCCUCAAGAUGUGUGUUGAUACCAUGCAUAUGGAGGUGCCUUUUUUUUAGAGUGUUCACAAUGCAUGGAAUGGCCCUGAAUGGCAGGAAUAUGUAGGCUUUGUAUGUCUGAAUGUGUAGGUGUGUGAUAGUGACUGCAGCUGCCACAAUUGAAGCAAGUUUUGCCGUUUCCAUAGUCUGACAGAAUUUACAGGAGCUGCAGGGCAAAUGCCAAAUGGCAGCAUCACCACUGCAGAUCUUCAUGCUCUCUCCACAUUGACAGAAAUCUCAAAUGUGUGGCGUGAUGUCCCAUCAUUGAGUUGUCAAUAGGGAUGUUGCUGAAUUCAGCAAGAUUGCUGGUCCACUUUGAAUAUUGUCAUUUCAAUUUUGCUUCUACCUUGUAUGCAUCAAGCCUUUUGUUUUUGAACAGUUUUUCUGCAGGGGAAAAGGAAACUCCCAGUCUGAUAACAUCAUAUCACAUAACACUUGUUAAAGGUUACCAGGGAGAGAAGAGAAGUCACAACAUUGCUAUUUUCAGCAAGGAAGUCAUGCAGUUUCUGUGAUAUCUUUCCAGCCAAAAUUUAUUGAACAUUAAAUGGCUUUGGAUAACUUAA